Polypterus senegalus (gray bichir) is the source of this 3804-nucleotide messenger RNA. Its product is annotated as hepatitis A virus cellular receptor 1 homolog. The record is from RefSeq and is a predicted model, not a curated record. The coding region runs from base 456 to 1220 and encodes 254 amino acids. NCBI's taxonomy places the organism in Eukaryota, Metazoa, Chordata, Cladistia, Polypteriformes, Polypteridae. The transcript has 7 exons.
CAAACAUGGAAGGAGGCUCAGCCCUGCACCCUGGUGCUUUGGGGCAGCCUGAGAGAUUUGGGUAGCUGAGUCGCCACUGGGGCACGGCUGACAUUCUUUGUUGUCCGUCUGGGAGUGUGCCAGUAGUUUAGAGGAGGGUGAAGUGACUCACUUGGAGUCACACUGAGGUCCAACGAGGCUGUGCACUCGAGUCCAGACGCGAAGCUGCUGGCCAGACAGAAGUGAAAGCGCCGAUGUCAGCAGACGAGAGGGAAGUGAGAAGGCAGCCAGCAGAAGUUGAGACCUCGUGAACUCGUGGACACUCUUGAGUUGCUCACCUCGGUCACAGAUGGUCAGGGUGUGAGGAACGGCUACUUUGAUUCUGAAGGACCUUCACGCUUGGGCAGCCUGGUGGUGCAGCAGUUAGUGCCUCACACCUCCACAGUCCCAGGUUCAGACCUCUGAGGGCCGUCUGCAUGUUCCCCUCAUGUCUGGGUGACAUCUCACGGGGGAAGACCCACAAUGUGCACGAGGAGGAGACGGCCAUCUUUACCUGCAACUACUCCAUCAAGUAUGGCCUGCGGCCCGUCUGCUGGGGCAAAGCCUGUGGAACCAUGUGGUGCCACGACGAAGUCAUCCAGACUGACGGCCAGCGUGUCACAUCCAAAAGGUCCAGCCGCUACACGCUAAAGGGCGACAUGCUGGGUGGAGACGUCUCCCUCACCAUCCAACAGGUGAAACCCACCGACGCUGGCUCCUACUGCUGCAGGGUGGACAUCGAGGGCUACUUUAAUGACCUGAAGGUGCUUCACACACUGCAUGUCCUGAAAGCACUUCCUCGGACGACAACAGAGCCCAGUGUGGGAACCGCAGCCACCCUGGUGCAGAGGACGUCCCACCGGCCACCAGCAGCCAGUAACUGGAUUGAGGACGACACCCCCAGUGUAUCAGGUGCAAGACCACCAGAGUCGAAUGCCACCCUGUCUCGACCUUCAGAUAUCGAGGAAAGCACAGUGAAAGGCCAGCACUCGAACAUCGCCAUGCUGGUGGCCUGCGUGACCGCCUCCGUCCUGACCGUCCUCAGCUCGCUGGCGGCGCUCAUCUUCAAGUGUAAUCUCCUUGAGAAAGUGUGGCAGCACGCUGGAAGUGUGACGCCCACCUCGGCCGCCGUACCCCAGCACAUCAUUUAUGAGAUAAACGCUGGACGACAGGCACAAGAGAACAUCUACAACUUGGACUAGCGGCCUCGGCGGAGCCCCUCUCGCACAUUCAGAGCGGUCAGUCGGGGGGCCGCGGCGGUCUCAGCCAGACUUGAAUUAACACAAACGUUACUGUUCGUCGUCUCAUGUGUGUGAAUGACUUCUGUUUGGAGGAGCGAUGGGCACAAUCAGCCCCAGUCCAGCGACCACAGGAGUUUUCUUAGGUGCCCGACAGACACAGAGUUUGAGGGUCUGCCCAUUUGGGUCUCAUCAGACCAGAGGAGGUUUCUUCUCAUGCCACCGUAUGGCUUCUUGCUGAAGAAAGACUUCCAUCGGGCCACAAACACCUGAUUGGCAAAGUGCCGCUGAGGUGGCCGUCCUUCCAUUUCAUCAGAGGACUUGUGAAGUUCUCUUUGAGUGACCACUGGGUCUUUGGUCGCCUCCCUUACCCGUUAAGGUCACACAGUUAACUCUAGGUGGUCCCGAACGUCUUCUGUUUCCCAGUUCUGGGGCCCACAGAGCUUUAGAGAUGGUUUGACCUUCUUGCCCUGACCUCUGCCUCACCACAGUGAGAUCAAGGUGCUCAUCUACAGGGAGUACCUUGGACUCCAUGGCUUGGAUUUUGUGAAGUGUGGGACCUUCUGUCCACAGGCCCUGGUGUGCCUUUCUAAAGGUGGAUUCCAAUCGAGGUCACCUGACUAGGACAAUAAAAGAAAACACAAUGGACGUGAGCACAAUGUGGACCACCACAGAUACAGGGGCUGAAUAACUCAAUGAAUUAUUAUUUGACAAACCUUUCAGAGAGCAUUUUGUCACUUUGUCAUUAUGGGUAAUUUAGGGGACAUCAAUGGACAAAAAUGGCAGAAAUGUAUUAAAAUGAGACGAGUGUGCAGAAAGUGAAGGGGUCUGACGACCUUGUGAGCCCACCGUCUGCAGUUUGUCCUCCUUAAAGCCGUCAUAAGACAUUUGACUGGUGACAGGGGACGUCCAGCUGCACGGGUCACUCACUCGCUUGUUUAGCUAAGAUGUCCCCGUGUCUCAUCCAGAUCCUCCUUAAAGGUGGUCAAGGCUUCGGCUUCAUCCACAGACCACCGGGCCCUCCAGCUUCUCUAAUCUGAGCUGCACUUCUCUCUCUUCACCUCCUUGGACUCCUUAAAUUGUGACAUCAUCAGAAAGCCCAAAGUGCUCCUGGUGUGUCACAAACGUCACCACACUGUCAUUUGAUUCUUGUGCUCCAGCCUGGUGUUGUCUGUGUGUCUAAAGGGGGCUUUCACUCGAAUUCUGAGUUACGUCACAAGGCCUGAUGAGGACAUCAGCGAGCCACCAUUUUCAGGUCCCUCAAACACCUGAGUAUGGGGGGUCUCAAUCUGAGAGCCCCCGACUAUAACAUGUGUUGCUUCUGGACGUCUCUUGAUUAUUUAUGGGGUCCGCACAGGUGACGUUUUUAAGCCUUUCCUUUUCUUGGUCUUUCACGUUGUCCUCUCAAGUUCUCCACGGUUUUCCGUGACUUCUGCACUUUCACGUUCCAUUGAGCUGAGAUGCGAGUCCCCUGAAGUUGUGACGACUGCUCAGCACGGGGCCCUCGUGUUUCUGGGGUUACGUUCCUGUUUCCCGGUUUAUAGCGCCUUGACAAAGUCUUCACCCCCCCACCCCACCUCACUUUGGUCACAUUCUGUUCUGCUGCAGCCUUGUGCUGAAGUCAUUCAAGUUCAUUUUUUUUUUCCCAUCACACAACACUCCAGAGUGACAAAGUGACAACGAGAGGUUAGGACUUAUUACAAAUACACUCAGGCCCCUUACUUGGCUCAGGUGGUCCCCACUCUCUUGACGUUACUGAGAUGUUUGGAGCCCACCUGUGGUCAGUUCAGUUGACCGGAGUGUGUCCAGAAGGUCCACCAGGUGAGAGCAAACCAAGCAGACAGGAUGACGUGGAGAUCAAAAUCUGGGGAAGAGCACAGGGGCCUCAGUGACCCCCACAUGGAAGACCAUUGGAAUAAACACAACUGUCCCUAGAGUGGGGCACCCAGUCCAAUCAUAAGAGAAGUGACACAGUAAGAGAGGUGACCAAGAGCCUGAUGGCCACUCUAGUGGAGCUCCAGAGGACCUUGGUGGAGAUGGGAGAAACUUCCAGAAGAAUGGCCAUCAACGCUGAUCUGGGCUUUGUAGGGCGGGCACCUGCAGGAGACUCAGACCCCGAGAAACAAGAUGUCUGGUCUGAUGGAACCAAGAUGGGCAUCAAGGCUGUAGGAACCCAAGCAUCACUUGUCACCUGUGCAGGGACUGGAACUGGGACACCAGUCUGGGCUGAGCUGAAUGGAGCAAAGCAUGGGGACGUCCCUUAAGAAAAGCUCUCUGGACCCCCGACUGGGCCAAAGGGUCACAAGGUGGAGACAACACAGCAGUGGCUCAGGGACAUCUCGGUGAGUGUCCUUGAGUGGCCCAUCUCUGGAGUCAUAGCCCACCCCACGAGGGUCUCCAGCCAACCUGCCUGAGUUUGAAAGGGUCUGCAGGGAAGAACAGCAGGAAAUCCCCUGACACCCAAGGAGACCCCCAGACAAGUCCUGAGUGAAGUCAAUGGGACAUCUCAGUUGUUUUAAUUUUUUAAUAAAUUUGCUGUCGUGUUUCG